CAAACAGUGCUGCCCACGGACUGAGACAGACAGUGGUUUGGGGGACAAAACAUUUCCCAGGGAGGGAAGGAUAGCGCUGCACGUGCCUGAGAGGACCGAGGAGGGGCCAGGGCAGCAGUGUGGAGAGGAGCAGGGACAGGCAGCUGUCAGGAAGGGUCAGGAACUAGCGCAGCGCCCGGCCCAGGAGGGAGCAACUCGAGGGAGCCCGGCAUCCGCACCUUCCCAGUGAGCAGGAAGGGCCCAGAGGCAGCAGCACAAGGCCGCAGCAAGGGCCCGCCAGGUCAGGCGCCAGCACCACGGGAUGAACUUCACGGUGGGUUUCAAGCCGCUGCUAGGGGAUGCGCACAGCAUGGACAACCUGGAGAAGCAGCUCAUCUGCCCCAUCUGCUUGGAGAUGUUCUCCAAGCCCGUGGUGAUCCUGCCCUGCCAGCAUAACCUGUGCCGCAAGUGUGCCAACGAUGUCUUCCAGGCCUCGAACCCUCUGUGGCAAUCCCGGGGCUCCACCGCUGUGUCUUCAGGAGGCCGUUUCCGCUGCCCAUCGUGCAGGCAUGAGGUUGUCCUGGACCGGCAUGGCGUCUAUGGUCUGCAGAGAAACCUGCUAGUGGAGAACAUUAUCGACAUUUACAAGCAGGAGUCCUCGAGGCCGCUGCACUCCAAGGCUGAGCAGCACCUCAUGUGCGAGGAGCACGAGGAGGAGAAGAUCAACAUCUACUGUCUGAGCUGCGAGGUGCCCACCUGCUCCCUCUGCAAGGUCUUUGGGGCCCACAAGGACUGUGAGGUGGCCCCGCUGCCCACCAUUUACAAACGCCAGAAGAGUGAGCUCAGCGACGGCAUCGCCAUGCUGGUGGCCGGCAAUGACCGAGUGCAAGCAGUGAUCACGCAGAUGGAGGAGGUGUGCCAGACCAUCGAGGACAACAGCCGCAGGCAGAAGCAGCUGUUAAACCAGAGGUUUGAGACGCUGUGCGCGGUGCUGGAGGAGCGCAAGGGCGAGCUGCUGCAGGCGCUGGCUCGGGAGCAGGAGGAGAAGCUGCAGCGCGUCCGCGGCCUCAUCCGCCAGUACGGAGACCACCUGGAGGCCUCUUCCAAGCUGGUGGAGUCGGCCAUCCAGUCCAUGGAAGAGCCGCAGAUGGCGCUUUACCUCCAGCAGGCCAAGGAGCUGAUCAAUAAGGUCGGGGCCAUGUCCAAGGUGGAGCUCGCCGGCCGGCCGGAGCCGGGCUACGAGAGCAUGGAGCAGUUCUCCGUGAGCGUGGAGCACGUGGCGGACAUGCUGAGGACCAUCGACUUCCAGCCCGGCGCCUCCGGGGAGGAAGAGGAGGACGAGGUGGCGCUGGACGGGGACGAGAGCGGCGCAGGCCCCGAGGAGGAGCGGCCCGACGCCCCCGAGGGCCAGCACUGACCCGCGCCUGCCCGCCGUGCAGCCGGGGCCCCGGGCCGCGCCAGGGUGAGAGGAGCUGCGCGGAGACCACGCUGCAGCCCGGCUCUGCGCCCGGAUCCCGGAGGCCUCAAUAAAGCCGCAUCCCCGGCCCA
This is a messenger RNA of Cavia porcellus (domestic guinea pig), 1527 nucleotides long. RefSeq names its product tripartite motif containing 54 (gene Trim54). The record is from RefSeq and is a predicted model, not a curated record. NCBI's taxonomy places the organism in Eukaryota, Metazoa, Chordata, Mammalia, Rodentia, Caviidae. The transcript is spliced from 9 exons. Gene Ontology annotation, biological process: protein ubiquitination. The coding region runs from base 302 to 1396 and encodes 364 amino acids. Gene Ontology annotation, cellular component: cytoplasm. Gene Ontology annotation, molecular function: ubiquitin protein ligase activity; zinc ion binding.